AUGAUCGCCUUCCGGAAAAAAAAAGAGGUUUACCUCUUUGGAAAGCCGAGUCCAGAUGUGGAAUGGCUGGACACAAACGGUAGACCAAUUACGGCAAAAUUUGAUCGUUUCAAGGUAACAACAGUUGGCCGAUUGACAAUACUUGCAAUAUUGGGAGUGGAUAAUGAUGUGCAAGGCAAAUAUUUGCUUAAAAUUAAAAAUGAACUGGGAGAAGCGAAAUGCGAAAUUCCUGUUAAGGUUCUGGAAUAUCCAAUUGCACCGGAUCGGCCAAUACUUGAAAAGCUGAAAUUCAAUUCGGUGAGCUUGAAAUGGAGUGCAGUGCCAGAAGCUGCUAGUAAAAAUGUACGAUAUAUCAUUGAAAUGAAAAAGGAAGGAGAAGAAUGGAUAAAAGCGGUCGAAAGUGCUCAACUGAAUGUAACAGUGAAGGAACUCGAGCCCGGUAACACGUAUCGGUUCCGUGUACGUACCAGCAUUGCAGAUAUUGUAAGUGAACCAUCAGAAGAAUCCGAAUCGUUUUUGGUUGAAUAUGAGAAAUUGGCAAAGAAAGAAAAGGAGCAGACAGCAGAAGAAAAAGAAAAAAUUAAUUAUGAUGAAUUUAUUACCGAUGUGAAGCCGUCGGAAUAUUGUGAUAUCGAUGUGCUACAGCUUCCCAAUGAUUUCGAAUCAAAGUACAUACUUUGUGAAAAGAUUGGCGUAGGAGCUUAUGGUACUGUUUACCGGGCAGUCGAACGAGCAACCGGUAAAAAUUGGGCAGCAAAAAUAAUAAAUAUAUGUGCUGAUAUGAAGAAGGAAAUAAUAAUACAUGAAGUUAAAAUGAUGAAUGAACUCCAUCACGAGAAACUCCUCAAUCUUCAUGAAGUAUUUGAUUUCGGCGAUGAAAUGUGCUUGAUCGAGGAAUUCAUAUCUGGUAGUGAUCUUCAUGAUAAAAUAAUUGAUGAUAAAGCGUUAAUGUCGGAAGAUGAAGCACGCAGUUUCAUUCGGCAAAUUCUUCAAGGUGUGCAGUAUAUGCAUAAUAAAGAUAUCGUACAUCUUGACUUAAAGCCUGAAAACAUAUUGCUCACUUCAAAUGCAAGCAAUGAUAUUAAAAUCAUUGAUUUCGGUUUGGCACAAAAACUGUAUCCUAAUAAAAGUACAACAUUACUAUUCUGUACGGCGGAAUUUUGCCCUCCAGAAGUGAUUAAUAUGGAACCGGUUGGCUUGAGUGCUGAUAUGUGGGCUGUUGGUGUGAUCGCUUAUUCACUAUUAUCCGGUGUAUCACCGUUUAUUGGACAAACAAAUCAGGAAACGAUGGCUAAUGUAUCAUCUGGUGAUUGGCAGUUUAGAGAUGUAAUCUGGGAUAAAGUUUCCGAUCUUGCUAAAGACUUCAUUACUAAAUUGAUCGUCAAAAAUAAAGGAAAACGUAUGACGGUGGCUGAAGCACUUGCACAUCCAUGGAUAACAACGGAAAAGUUGAAAGAAAAAAGUGGAAAAAUUCCUUUCACUCAAAAGAAAAAUUUCCCAAUCCGAAAACAAUUAAGUGACGUGUUGGUACCAAUUGGAAAAAUUGUCAAAACUGGUGCUAUCUUCCGGCAUCACUCAAUGGAUGGUGUAUUUGAGAGAGAUAUUAGAUUUGAAGCAAAUUUUCCGCCGAGAUUGCUAAAGAAUUUAGAAGAUAUUGUGGUAAAUGUUGGUGAUCUGAGUGCUUCAUUAAUAUGUAAGAUCGAAGCGUUACCACAACCAUCAAUUCAAUGGUUAAAAGAUGGCAAGGAAAUUCGCAUAGAAGCUAACAAAUAUGAGAUGCAAUGUGAAGAUUAUGUUGUCGGACUAAAUAUAAAGAAUAUUGUUAAAGCAGAUUCUGGAGUGUAUUCGAUAAUUGCUACAAAUGAGCUAGGCUCCAUCAGGAGUGAAGCCAAAGUAUCCACGGAAGGAGCAAAAGAGCAAAAGAAGAAAAAAGUUAAGAAAAUAGCUCCUGAAGAAAUUGAAAAAGAAGAAGCCAAAGAAGCAACAGUCAAAUUUGAGUUUCAUCCUAAGCUUAGUGAUAUGAGCGCAAAAGUUGGCGAUUCGAUAUUACUUUCUGUUGCAAUUAAUUCGUAUCCUGAAUCAGAAGUUCAAUGGUUUAGAAAUGAUGAAGCAAUUGAUAUUAAUAAUCCAAGAUUUAUCAUCAAAAAAGACAACAACGGUUUUCACAAUCUAAAAAUAGUAUCAUGUGAUAUCACCGAUGCUACAAAAUGGAAAGUUAUAGCACGAAAUACCACCAAUCAAUGUGAAAGUGAAUGUAAUAUUAAUGUAACAGAGGUAUCAGAUGAUUUCAGAGAAAAUCUGAAAAAUGAUCAAACGUCGAAAAUGCCAAUCUAUGGUGAUACUCAUGCUAAUGCUGAAGUAGCGCUUGAAACUGCCGAUUUACCUGUGAAAAUGAUAAAGGAACCGUUCUUUGUGGUAGAACCGAUAAAAAAUAUGGUUGUUGAAGAAGGUGAUGUCCUAAGCAUUAUUUGUGAUAUCGAUGGUGAACCUGAACCGAAAGUUACGUGGUUUAAAGAUCAUUCUCUGAUCAAGGAUGAUCGUUUUGCAAUUCAAAAAGAAGGUAUCAGCCAUCGGAUUAUCAUCUCUUCCGUCUUACUCAACGAUGAAGGUGUUUACAGAGUAGAAGCGGAAAAUAGUAGUGGAAAAAUCUUUGCUGAUAUCGUAGUACAUGUUACUCCCAAACCAAAACCGGAAGCCAUCAAGGAAAAAGUUGAUUUACCACAGUCUAGUAUUUCAAUUGGUCAACCAUACGCUACGCAACUUACCAGAAAUAGCCUAUUAUUGAAAUGGACAGCACCUGAAAAUGAUGAUUCAAAAAUCGAAUUUAUUGUUGAACAAAGAAGAGCUGAUGUUCAAACAUGGACACAAGUAGGUAAAGCCUUGAAAACGGAGCUUCCAGUAACCGAUUUACAAGCCGGCACUGAGUAUAUAUUCCGUGUUGCUGCAAAAAAUGUUGGCCAGACAGUGGGCCAGACAGUAUAUUCGCCGUUAUCAGCAACUAUCAUAACACUUCCAGUUGGCAAAAAACCAGCCUUAAAAAGUGUUCCGCCUGCAAUAUUGGUACUUAAUGAGAAGGAAGAUAUCGAGCUUAUUAUUGAUUUCGAAGGAGAACCAACACCGUCCGUUAAAUGGUAUCAAAAUGGUGUCGAAUUAAUCGAUGGUAAGAAUAACAUGACAAUAAUUACUGUAACCGGUAAAUCGAGCAAAUUGGUUAUCAAGGAGCCGAAAGGAAAUCUCCAUUCUGGUCUUUACUCAUGUCAUAUCGAGAAUAAGGCUGGUGAGACUGUUUACGAGAUACAUAUCACGGAAGAAAAGGAUGAAAUAAGAGCAAAAAAAAUCGGCGAUGACACGAGAAAUGAGCUUCUCGAAGGUCAGCCACAAAUUUUGGUACCACUUUCGAAUGAAACUACUGUGACAGGUCAACAGUUUGUUCUCAGCUGCGAAAUAAAAUCUUCACCAAAAGGUGUCGUAUCAUGGUUCAGAAACGAUGAAAGACUAGCUCCUCUCGGUCGUUAUGAAAUGCUUGAAAAGGACAGUAUUUACAAAUUAAUAUGUCAUAGUGCUGAAAGUAAUGACAGUGCGACAUAUCGAUGUGUUGUAACUAAUACGAUCGGAAUUGCGCAGUCAGCAUGUGAGGUAACAGUUCUGGCAUCAGCUCCGCGCAUGGCACCCAAAUUUGAAAUACCAUUGCAGGACAAAACAGCUUUAGCUGAUAAGGAAGUAAAACUGAAAUGCCGCGUUCUUGGUGAUCCUCGACCUGAGAUUACAUGGAUGAAAGACGGCACCGUGAUCAGUACAACUCGUCGUCAAAAACUUGAAUUCACUGAGGAUGGCUGGUGUUCGCUUAUAAUUUUCAACUGUACCGCAAAAGACACUGGUUUGUACCUGUGUACAGCAUCCAAUGUACUCGGUAGCGAAAAUUCUCACUUGAUGCUAACUGUCGCAGAAGUCGCUGGCCCAGAUUCACAUUUGGUUACAGCCAAAAGUAAAGAAAUGCAGUAUUGUAAACCAAGAUUUACUCGUGUACCGGGUGCAGUAGUCGAAACUACUGAGGGAUCUACGGUAAAAUUAAUAAGUCGCGCCAUUGGCUUGCCUAAACCGCUUAUCAAAUGGUACAAGGACGGAAAAGAAAUUACAAAAAUGAACCGUGCAUACGAAAUAUUACUAACUGGAGAAGGUGAAUCAGUACUUCUUGUACAAUAUGCUGUUAUGAAAACAAGUGGUACAUUUAAAUGUGUAGCCGAAAAUUCCGAAGGCUCGGCAAGUUUCGAAACACAGCUUAUUGUACAUACUCUUCUGCAUAAGCAACAGCAAGAAGAAUAUGCACCGAGUUUUACGAUGGAUUUGACAGACAUUAGUGUUGCAAUUGGAUAUCCUGUUACACUCAAAUGUUGUGUUAAGGGUAGUCCUGAACCUCAACUUAAGUGGAUCUUUAUCAAUGACGCGCAGCAAACAAGUGUACUGCGUACAACGACCGAUUCUGCUUGGGUAGAAUAUCGGGAAGGUGAUAGUUGUGAAAUGAAGACCGAAAGUGUGGUAAAAACACAGCAAGGAACUUAUCAAUGUAUUGCUAGUAAUGAACAUGGAAGAGCAAUGACUCAAUGCUAUUUAUUAGUUGGAGAACCAUUCGAUCACCCAGCCGGACCACCACGAUUCCUGAAAUGUCUGCGUGAUAUAUGGGCACCGCUAGGUGAUGGCGUUGAAUUUGAAGUUGAAGUGAGUGGUUAUCCAUUACCGGAAUUGACAUGGUAUCAUCUGGAUGAGAAAAUUCUUGAGCAAAAUAAUAUUCAGAUUUUAUACGUUACUCCAACUAAAUGUCAACUGAAAAUAACAAGUCUAAGCGUAUCUCAUCUCGGUACUUAUUCGGUUGAAGCCUCAAAUAUCCAUGGUAUCGUGCGGACAACUGCAUCAUUGAAUGUUGGAAAAAGACGUUCGGAAGUGGGAUUACUCUCUGAAGACUCCAUGGAAAAACUCAAAACAGAUUCGCCACAAGAUAAGUCAUCGGAGAGACCAAUACACCCCAUGCUUGGAAUGGAUAGAUGUCGUGAGAAUACUCGUCCGGAUGUAAAACGAAGAGGCGCAGCACCAGCAUUUUUAAUCGGUUUAGAAGACCUUGAAUUUCACGAAGGUGAAACAGCUGCAUUGGCUGGAACAGUCGCUAGAAAACGACGACAUCGCAUCCAUAGAAGAUCAGAUGGAAAACGUAUCAAACAAAUUGUGACAUUGAGAAAUGCGGAGAUUGAGGCUUCUGCUUCAAGCAGCUCGAUGGAGCCACAAAGCGAAAUUACAACACUGGAAGAAAUUCGAGCGUCAAUUGCUGAACGCAAUAAGAAUAUUUGUCGACCAAAAUUCAUGGUGAAACCGAAACCGAAGAAAUCAAUCGUCGAGCAUAAAUCACUCAGGUUAAGGGCUGCUAUUUCAGCUAAUCCAAUACCGGUUGUGCGUUGGGAUAAAGCUGGUGUUGUGUUGGAAACUGGUAACAAAUAUUCCAUUUACAAUGAUGGUGACUUUUACUAUCUUGAGGUACAUCACAUGUCUAAGAUUGAUGAAGGUUUCUACAAUUGUUCUGCUUCGAACAGUGAAGGUUUUGUGACUUGUGCCGCUGAAAUUGAAGUGAUACCAGGUGAUGAUACAAGAAGAUUACGAAAAGGACUAGCUGCACCAUCAUUCAUUGAAGUGUUGCCCGGUAAAUUCAAGGCGAUAAACGGCGAGCCUGUAUCAGUAGAAUGUAGCGUAUCAGGUUAUCCGGCUCCAGCAAUCCAGUGGCUUCGAAAUGGUGACAUACUUGUACCUCAGCAUGAUCAUUAUUUGAUAUCAUAUGAUGGUGAAACGACAACACUAAAAUUUGUUAGUAUUGCUGCAUCAGAUGCUGGGAAAUAUAUCUGUAUUGCAAAAAAUCAAGAAGGUGAAGCUAAAACAGCAAUGCAACUUGACGUUGAACCCGGAAAGAUAUCCGCAGUUGGUGGUACGCCACCGAAAUUCCGUACUGAUGGACGACAUGAAGCAAUUAAAACAUUAGAUGGUGAUAAAGUGGUUUUGCAUGCUGAACUGGUGGAAGGUUCCGAACCAUUAACGAUACGAUGGAUGCGUAACAAAAUGGAAAUUCAGGAUUCCAGUGGAUUUUUGUACUCACGUGUGGAAGGGAAUUGCUACUUGACAAUAGCAGAUGCAUUCCCUGAAGAUGCUGGAUUGUAUACUUGUGAAGCAACAAAUGAAUUUGGCAAUGCUAAGUGUAACGUUCGCCUCGUUGUUACAGGACAUCGAAAACAAAGUGGUUAUGAAAAUCCACCAGUUAUUAUAAAUGCACCCACAAAUGCGAGUGUUGAACUAGGGAGUGAUCUGACAUUAUCAGUAACGGUACGUGGAUAUCCCGAACCGGCAGUUGUGUGGACUAAAAAUAUGGUUUCAAUUGCUUCCGGUGAAAAAUAUCAGAUGGCAAGUAGUGGUGAAAUAUUUACAUUGACAAUUUGUAAUUGUACCAAUGAAGAUCGUGGUAAAUACGAAUUGCAAGCAGUCAAUCUUUCUGGUACAGCUAAAGCGAUAAUUGCUGUUGAUGUUACUGAAGUUACAGAUUUGGAUGCUGUUAUGCCAAGAUUUACCAAAUUGCCAAUUUCAAUUCAAAGUACAAUCGGACAAAAAGCAAGCUUGACUUGCAGUUUUAAAGGCUUAUUACCAAUAGUAACAUGGUUUCAUGGUGAUAAAAAAUUAGUAAGUGGACGUUGUGGUUUUGAAAUUUCAUCAACAACUACAACAUCAACUCUUUCAAUUUUGCAACUGACUGAUGAACAUUUUGGUGAAUAUCUUUGCGCAUUACGUAAUGAUUAUGGCGAAGAUUUAGCAAAAGUAGUUAUCUUUCGUGAAGGUUCAUCAAUGGCGCUACCUUUGUUAAAUGGUAAUUGA
Acanthocheilonema viteae is the source of this 6900-nucleotide messenger RNA. The record is from the annotation of a GenBank genome assembly. NCBI's taxonomy places the organism in Eukaryota, Metazoa, Nematoda, Chromadorea, Rhabditida, Onchocercidae.